UAACAGAGUGACUUUAGAUAUAUCAAAACCUAUAACAGCAUUAGGUUAAGCUACUUCGAAAAUAUUUGUGCGUAUGUAAUAAAUUGUUAAUUAAAUUAUACAUAUUUGUCAUGACGAUGCAAAUUUCUUAAACAAAAGGUUCUUCAAUUAUAAAGUAAUUGAAGCUUUGAACAUCAUUAAAUUUCAUAUAAUAAAUGUAUGAUACACAAAGAUAAUGAUAAAUAAAAUAGGCAACAUAAUAGGAAAAAGAGAAAACUUAUGUUAAAUUAACAAAAAAGAGACAUUAUUGAUUUAUUUAUCUUUAUAGUAUUUUGACAGUAUAUUAAAAUUAAAAAUGAAUACAACGUUUAGUUACUGUCCUCCAAAUAUAACGUUCACAGACAUUUGGGUACAACAUGGCAUGUCCAAAUGUUUUAUGGACACUGUCAGUACUAGUAUAAUUUCCUUAUAUUUAUUAAUAUUUGGUACAAUUCAACUUGGGAUAUACCGAAAAUAUGGAACAGAAAUUAAUGCAGGAUUAUUAUCAAAGAGUAAAUUGUAUAUUGGACAAAAGUUUUUCUUAUAUUUUGUUCCAAUACUUAGUAUAAUCAGGAUAAUUCUGCAAGGAACAAUUUUGGAUGACAAAAAAAUUUAUGGCUAUAUGAUUCUGACAACAGUAUCAACUGUAAUUGUUUAUCCAUAUUCUGUAUAUAUAUUAAGGGUAGAGAGGCACAAGUUAUUACCAAGUGUGCCACCGCGUGGUCAUGGACUUGUAUUAUUGGGUUUUUGGACUUUAGCAUUUGUUUCAGAAAAUCUUGUUUUUGUUAAUAUUGGAAGACUUGAAUGGUGGUUUCAUUUAAAUACAUUAACAGACCAGAUUGAGAUGGCACUGUUCAUUUUACGUUACGUUAGCAACCUCAUCAUUUUUGCUCUAGGACUCAAAGCUCCAGGAAUAGCUGGUACUGUAGACAGUGAAUACAGUAAUCUACCUGAUGGUCCAACUACACGGCCACGAUAUUAUCAAGGUAGACCUGUGGAUAACACUUCCACAUGGAAAAAUGCAUGGUAUAAGAUCAAAACUUUGUCACCGUUUUUGUGGCCAAAAAGUUUUAUGCUCCAAUUGCGAGUCAUAUUUUGCUUUGGAUUACUUAUAGCAGGACGUUUAAUAAAUCUAUAUGUUCCAAUCUAUAAUAAAAAAAUUGUUGAUAGUGUUUCUGAAACUCCUAUAACAUUCAGGUGGGAUCUUGUCCUGACAUACGUGGCAUUCAAAUUUCUACAAGGUGGUGGAACAGGUGGUAUGGGAGUAUUGAACAAUUUAAGAUCAUUUUUGUGGAUCCGUAUACAGCAGUAUACGACACGAGAAAUUGAAGUGGAAUUGUUUAGACAUUUACAUAGCUUAAGUUUACGAUGGCAUCUUGGACGAAAAACGGGAGAGGUUCUAAGGAUUAUGGAUCGUGGUACAGAUUCUAUAAGCAAUCUUUUAAAUUAUAUUAUAUUUUCAAUCAUACCAACGAUCGUUGACAUUAUUGUGGCUGUUGUGUUCUUCAUUAUUGCUUUUAAUAAGUGGUUUGGCUUAAUCGUGUUUCUAACGAUGAGCCUCUAUAUAGCGGCCACAAUCAUGAUUACCGAAUGGCGAACCAAGUUCCAAAGACGCAUGAACUUAGCCGACAACGCUCAAAAAGCACGAAGUGUUGAUAGCUUGCUCAACUUCGAAACUGUUAAAUAUUACGGAGCAGAAUCAUAUGAAGUAGAUAGCUAUAGGAAGGCAAUAUUAGAAUAUCAGGUUGAAGAAUGGAAAUCAAUGAUCACACUGAAUAUUUUAAAUACUCUACAAAAUAUAAUUGUUUGCAGUGGUCUGUUAGCUGGAUCAUUGCUUUGUUUGCACAUGGUUGUAUAUAACGAAGGUUUAACGAUUGGUGAUUACGUUUUGUUUGCAAGUUAUAUUAUUCAACUUUAUGUACCUCUAAAUUGGUUUGGAACUUAUUACCGAUCUAUUCAGAAAAAUUUCGUUGACAUGGAAAAUAUGUUUGAUCUUCUGAGGGAAAACGAAGAAGUAAUUGAUGCUCCAGGUGCUGAACCAUUGGUAGUAAAACAUGGUCAUGUGGAAUUCUCAAACGUAUCAUUCGGCUACGCUCCUGAGAAAAUUAUACUAAAAAAUAUUAGCUUUGUUGCACCAGCAGGAAAAACUAUUGCUCUGGUUGGACCAUCAGGAGCUGGAAAAUCGACCAUUGUACGAUUAUUAUUCAGGUUUUACGACGUGGAACACGGUGCGAUUUUAAUUGAUGGACAAAAUAUUAAAACCAUCACUCAAGAUUCCCUGAGACGCGCGAUCGGUGUUGUACCUCAAGAUACAGUAUUAUUUAAUAACACCAUAAAAUAUAAUAUUCACUAUGGCCGUAUCGAAGCUGUGGAUGCAGAUAUAAUAGCAGCUGCUAAGAAUGCAGAUAUUCAUGAACGAAUUCUAUCAUUUCCAUAUGGUUAUGAUACACAGGUUGGUGAAAGAGGACUUCGUUUGAGUGGCGGAGAGAAACAGCGCGUUGCUAUCGCGCGUACGAUAUUAAAAGAACCAGCAAUUGUGCUUCUGGAUGAAGCAACGAGCGCGCUUGAUACUCAAACAGAGCGUAAUAUUCAAGCGGCAUUAAACAGAGUCUGUGCUAACCGUACAACUAUCAUUAUAGCGCACAGAUUAUCCACGAUCAUACACGCUGAUGAAAUUUUCGUGUUGAAAGAUGGAGAAAUUGUAGAGAGAGGAAAACACGAGGAACUUAUUUCCCAUACAGGGAUCUAUCAUUCGAUGUGGCAAGCGCAAUUACAGAACGAUCAAGACGUCGUUGAUGUUCCAAAUGAAGAUACCAAUGCAACAAAUUCUUAACCACUUUUAGCAAAACCAAUCUUAUUUGUUGACUUUGAUAGUUAAAAUUAAAAAAAAAAAAAAAUA
This is a messenger RNA of Osmia lignaria (orchard mason bee), 2917 nucleotides long. RefSeq names its product ABC transporter ATP-binding protein/permease Hmt-1 (gene Hmt-1). The record is from RefSeq and is a predicted model, not a curated record. Gene Ontology annotation, molecular function: heme binding; ATP binding; ATP hydrolysis activity. Gene Ontology annotation, cellular component: vacuolar membrane. Lineage: Eukaryota; Metazoa; Arthropoda; Insecta; Hymenoptera; Megachilidae. Gene Ontology annotation, biological process: transmembrane transport; heme transport.